AUGGUGUCGAUGGACGAAAAAGAGGCUUCUGAGACUGAUGCUGUUACGAUCACGAUUGCCACAGCCUCUGUGGGUCUCCCUCUGACCUGGAAGACUGUGAUCUGGCCAAACAGAAAGACCAGCACCAGCACACGGACCGACGUCUGUCCACGGCGCUCUCACGCAUCGCCAGCAACACCAGCUCCGCCAUCCGCUUCCACCAGCUACAUGAGCAAGAACAGUGCGGACGAUCCAGCCCUGCCGCUCAAUUUUCCGUCCCACAAGAAGUGGCUGAUCAUCUUCCUGCUGGCCAGCAUGACAUUCAUGACGCCUUUCGCCUCGUCCAUCCUCGCUCCGUCCAUCGGCUUCAUGGACAGCGAGUUUGGCAAUGACAGCCUCACCAUGGGGUCGCUCGCCGUGAGCAUUUAUCUCUUGGGCUAUGCCGUCGGACCACUGUUUCUCGCCGGGCAGUCCGAGAUCUACGGCCGCCACACCGGCUGUGCCCUGGCCCCAUCGCUUGGGGCUCUCAUCGGCUUCCGCUUUCUCUCUGGAAUCGGUGGCAGUGCCUGCUUGACUCUGGGUGGCGGCUACGUUAGCGACCUGGUAAGAUUGGAUGUUGAAGAGAGAGGCCAGGCUCUAUCGGUGUGGACGGUUGGCCCGCUUAUUGGUCCCACGAUCGGUCCCCUCGUCGGCGCCUGGCUUGGCCAGACGAUAGGGUGGCGCUGGAGCUUCUGGAUCGUGCUGAUUCCCAGGACCCUCAACACGAUAGUGAUUGCCAUGUUCAGCUGCGAGACCAGCGACCGAAUCAUCAUCCAGAACAAGCUCAGGCGGCUGUCCAAGCAGCUCGGGCGGACGGAUUUGCGCAGCUGCUACGAGGACCUUGAUGCGGUGCCAGUGCCACGAAAGACGAUCCUGGCACACGGACUCAUGCGGCCGCUGAAGAUGCUUUGUCUGUCGCCGACCAUUUUCAUUCUGUCGCUGUACAUUGCGUUUGCCUACGGCGUGCUGUACCUGCUCUUCAACACCAUUCCCAAGGUCUUCCAGGACGGCUAUGGCUGGAGCAUCGGCAUCACCGGACUCGUGUAUAUUCCGCUCGACCUCGGCGCUGACGGCAGAAGCUACGUCUUGGGCCUCUUUGUGUUCGCCCACAUGUCGGACCGCACAGUGCUGCGGCUGAACAGGAAGAACAACGGCGUGUUUGAGCCGGAGAUGCGCCUUGUCGACUGCAUCUACUUUGCCUGCUGUCUGCCCGUCACUUUUUUCUGGUACGGCUGGUCGGCCAGCUACCGUGUUCAUUGGAUCGUGCCUGUUCUGGGCCUGUUUCCGUACGGGUUUGCGAUGCUGGGCAUCUGGCAGCCGCUGCAGGCGUACAUGAUCGACUCGAAUGGCUACUAUGCGGCCAGCGGGAUGGCGGCCUUUACGGUGCUGCGGUCCGUUGUCGCGGCGUUUCUGCCGCUGGCCGGGCCCAGCAUGUACGAGACGCUCGGUCUGGGCUGGGGCAAUAGUCUACUGGGUUUUAUCUGUGUGAUUCUGAUUCCGGUGCCUUUGUUGAUGUAUCGACAUGGCAAGGCACUGCGUCAGAAAUUUCCACUGAAGCUUGCGUAG
Grosmannia clavigera kw1407 is the source of this 1584-nucleotide messenger RNA. Its product is annotated as major facilitator superfamily transporter multidrug resistance. Gene Ontology annotation, molecular function: transmembrane transporter activity. The transcript has 7 exons. Bases 1 to 1584 code for a protein of 527 amino acids. Gene Ontology annotation, biological process: transmembrane transport. The record is from RefSeq and is a predicted model, not a curated record. NCBI's taxonomy places the organism in Eukaryota, Fungi, Ascomycota, Sordariomycetes, Ophiostomatales, Ophiostomataceae.